Molecule: messenger RNA, 9153 nt
Organism: Cottoperca gobio
Lineage: Eukaryota; Metazoa; Chordata; Actinopteri; Perciformes; Bovichtidae
Gene: chd2
Product: chromodomain helicase DNA binding protein 2
Biological process (GO): nucleosome organization
Cellular component (GO): nucleus; chromatin
Molecular function (GO): DNA binding; histone binding; ATP binding
Source: RefSeq, a predicted model, not a curated record
GCGGAGAGGAGGACACACACAACAGAGGAGCAAGGCGUCGAGAGCAGAGAGGAAGGGCAGAACGAUGCGGCCGAAACACCCUUCAAAACGGCGAAAAUCGCCCAAAAAUGUGACACUGGUCGGGGUAGAUGACGGUGGAUAGACACGGCCUCGGAACUGGGGAUUCCCUUGAUGAUUCACAUAUUGCGUCAACGAAGAAAAGAGAUCACCUGACCCGAGCUCAAUGGGUUGACAUUUAGCCACCAUGGAGUCGCGAAUUGGGGCAUUCGGGUGAUUCGCACUGCAACGGAGAUCUUGAGACUGACUGUGAAGAUUUUCGAAUUCCGGAAAAAAAGAAGACUGCUCUACGCCAUUCAACUGGAUAGUGCUGAAGUGGAGACAGCGUUGUUUAACGUGAAGAUGGCAAAGUGGCAGUUAGCUAAAUUUUGCCAAGAUGAAACCUUUUUGACUGGACCUUUUCACUUGGAUUUUGGUUUUGGUUUUUUUACGACGACAUGGACACUGGAACACCUGUUGCUGGCUGUAUAGUGGACUUGAAAAAUAACAUUGUUUUUGGGAAACACAAAACCGUACAUUUGAUAUUCAAAUGUUGUUUUUAAAAAUAAAGUGUAUAUCCUCCUAUUUUUUUUCCUGGCUUUGUUUCAUUAGCUUAUUUACCAGAAAAUGACAAGAGGCUAUCUGGCGAAUAUUUUGAUAAUGUAGAUAACGUUGGAAGUGCAUUAGCUCGGUUAUUGGUUUUAAUAUUUCUGCUAAUCCUACAUUUGGUUAGCAUUGACUUCGUGUCACGACUCCUCAAUGUUUUCUUAUUUAGAAACUAGCAUACGUGCUUACGGUAAACUUCGCCUACUGGGUUGAUGAAACUCUUAAACUACAAAUUUUACAAAUUCUACAAGGAAAAUUAUCACUCGAUUAGUGAGAUAAAAGGAUAGUGAUUGAAAAAGAGUCGGUCCCAUUGGAAAAUCUUAAUCCAAUAAAUGGUUGAAGAAUGUAAUUAUUUUGGUAUGGUCUAAUGCGACUAUAAAAGGCUUUAGUCUAAACAGAAAUGGCUUCCAAAGGCUCUCUAAAAUGGCUUCUGGUUGUCCUUCUUCCUGUCUGAGCAGGAAGUGAUGUAAUUGGUGCAACAAUAAUUAUAUACUUUUUAAAGCCUCUCAGUAUUCUUACUUUCUUUAUGAAGUGAGAAGUAAAGGUCUCAACUUCAAGCCUGGGGCUGAGAAUAAAUGUAAGUUGAUAUAAAACCAAAUUUAAACAUAAUAAAAGGGGUGGGACUUCACAUCACCUGAGUGGGGUAAAUGGAAAUAACGUCAAUCAAAGGCAAAGCUUACAGAGCUAGGAAGGAGCUCUAGAUGGCGGCUGAGCCUUGGGAAGGGUGCCAUGGGCUUUCGUCAGACCGUUUUUCUUGCCCGUUUUUCGACCGAAACCGCUUGAACUUUUUGAAAAUUGAAUUGCUAUGAUAAUACGGUCGGUGUUUUAACGAGAAUUAAGGCAUUUUUGAGUGUUUUUCGGGCUGUUUUUUCGAGCUGUGCGAGUCGUCUGUGCAGAGGGAGUGCUUGUCGUUGUUUUCCAUACUGGGUUCUGGCAGCCAUGGCGCGCCUCCAUUUUUAGUGUGCUGCUCUCCUCCGUCGCUCUGAGUCUGACAGUAGAUGCAGACUUUAAAGGCCUAAAACCUUUUCAAAACUAGCCUCUUUUUUGUAAUUUAUUGUAUAGUUAUUACUUUUUUGUUAUUUUCAUUCGAGUCGGAUAAAAGCCUGUGAUAGAGCGAACGUGAAUCUAAUAGUUAAUGUAUAGCUUACCACCUUUUUUCACAUUGAAUUGGUCUGUUUACAUUGUGUAGUGAAUAAUUUACUUAUUUUCUCAUCCUUAAAUCUUAUUUUUCUUAACCUUCAUGUGAUGACGCAGUUAAAAUUAAUUGCAUGCGGCUUGAUCCGUGGACUAUAUUGAAAGACAUACGUUGGACAUUUAACGUAUUGUAGCAGCACCUGUAAUUUUUCUAAGCUAUAUUUUAAAUAAGCGAUGUAAAUAAUGAUACUUAAAUCUUUCGGAUUAAUGCCUUUUUCUUAACUCGUGUCGCAUCGCCAGGGUUUUAACUGCCAUCCGAGCAAAGGAAAUCUUGUGGGACUUUUAUGAUAGUUCAUCCUUCCUCUAACUUUUUGACAGCAAAUACCAGGACAAAACACCCUUUCAGAGAUUUUCAGGAUACUAUCAUGAUGAAGAAUAAAAGUAAAAAACAAGACGAUGAAGGAUCGACUCACAGCAAUGCAUCAAGCAAUUCAGCCUCAGAGGAAUCCCACCGCUCUGCGUCGGAGUCGGGGAGUCGGUCAGAGAGUGAGCAUGGCAGUGAGAGGAGGAGAUCCCACAACUCCGAGUCAAACAGCUCCUCAGAGUCAGAGAGUCGCUCAGAGUCAGGAAGCGAGUCUGCAGAAUCCAAAUCCCAACAAACCACAGCAGAAGUGAAAGACAAGCCAGUUAAAAAGAAGGAGCGUCUGGCAGAUGUGAAGAAGAUGUGGGAAGAACAUCCUGAUGUGUAUGGGGUCAGGAGGUCAAAUCGCAGUAGACAGGAGCCGGCUCGUUUAAACAUUGGAGCUGAGGGUAGCAGUGACUCGGAGAGUGAAAGUCCCAAGAGAAAAACAUCUCGAGCUAAGAAAAAAGAAAAUAUCUGGAAAGAUGAUGACUCAAAUGAUGAAGACGAGGAGGAGGAGUCUUCGGAGAGUUCAGACAGUGAGCAGGAAAAAGUUAGAUCCAGACGACUUCCUGCUAGAAGACCUCAGACCAAAUCCACUGCCAAAAAGCAGCUGUCUCAAAAAGGCAGAAAGUCCAGGAAACAAGAGUCUUCUGCUGAAGAAGAUGACGACGAGGAUGAAGAUGACGACGAGGAUGAAGACGACGACGACACUCCAAAGAGACAGACUCGAGGAAGGGGUGCAACAAAAGUCAAAAGCUAUAAAGAGGACCAACAUGACUUUGAAACGGACUCUGAUGACCUGAUCGAAAUGACAGGGGACGCAGGCGAGGAGCAGCAGGAUGAUGACAGUGAGACCAUUGAGAAGGUUAUGGACACACGGACGGGCAAAAAAGCAGCCACUGGGGCUUCCACCACUGUGUAUGCUGUGGAGGAAAACGGGGACCCGAAUGAAGGCUUUGAGCCUGAGAAUAAUGAGGGGGAGACUCACUAUCUGAUCAAGUGGAAGGGCUGGUCCUACAUCCACAACACAUGGGAGAGCAUGGACACUCUGAUACAGCAAAAGGUCAAGGGACUAAAGAAACUGGACAACUUCAUAAAGAAACACGAUGAGCUCACUUCAUGGUUGAGGAGGGUGUCCCCUGAGGAUGUCGAGUUUCAUAACUGCCAACAGGAGCUCGUGUCCGACUUGAACAAGCAGUUUCAGUUUGUGGAGCGUAUUAUCGCAACAAAAACAGCAAAGACACCAGGAUCCGCUGACUUCCCCUCUCACAGUCACAAGACUCCAUCCUCGGAUGAGCCAGAGUACCUAUGCAAGUGGAUGGGUUUGCCCUAUUCAGAGUGCAGCUGGGAAGACGGAGCUUUGGUUGGAAAGAAGUUUCAGCACUGCAUCGACAGUUUCACCAACCGACACUCCAGUAAAAACGUCCCCUCGAAAGAAUGCAAGGUGUUAAAGCAAAGACCAAGGUUUGCUGCUCUGAAGAAACAACCGUCGUAUAUUGGAGAUGACAACCUUCAAUUGAGAGAUUAUCAGCUGAAUGGAUUGAACUGGUUGGCUCAUUCCUGGUGCAGGUGCAACAGUGUUAUCCUCGCUGAUGAGAUGGGGCUUGGAAAGACAAUCCAGACCAUCUCCUUCCUGUCGUACCUGUUUCAGCAGCACCAGCUGUACGGACCCUUCUUAGUGGUGGUGCCUCUGUCCACGCUCAGCUCCUGGCAGAGGGAGUUCGAAACCUGGGCCCCGCACAUGAACGUGGUGGUCUACCUCGGGGACGUCAUGAGCCGGAAAUCGAUCCGUGACUACGAGUGGGUGAACCAUCAAACGAAAAGAAUCCGUUUCAAUGCACUAUUAACCACUUAUGAGAUUCUACUUAAAGACAAGGGCGUGCUUGGGAACAUCAACUGGGCUUUCCUGGGUGUGGAUGAAGCUCACAGGCUGAAGAAUGACGACUCCCUGCUGUACAAAACAUUGAUGGAGUUCAGGUCCAACCACAGGCUCCUCAUCACUGGCACUCCGCUGCAGAACUCCCUCAAAGAGCUCUGGUCACUGUUGCACUUCCUCAUGCCCGACAAGUUUGCUUCCUGGGAGGAUUUUGACAAGGAACACGGGAAAGGAACAGAUAACGGCUAUCAGAGUCUUCACAAAGUCCUCGAGCCCUUCCUUCUGCGACGUGUCAAGAAAGAUGUGGAAAAAUCUCUCCCUGCCAAGGUGGAGCAGAUCCUCCGUGUAGACAUGACUGCACAGCAGAAACAGUUCUACAAGUGGAUUUUAACGAGGAAUUACAGAGCCCUUUUCAAAGGCACCCGAGGCAGCUCCUCCGGCUUCCUGAACAUCGUUAUGGAGCUUAAAAAGUGCUGCAACCAUAGUUUCCUCAUAAAACAGCCUGAGGAUGUAGACUCUGAAACGCAGCAGGAACACCUGCAGAGUGUAGUGAGGGGCAGCGGGAAGCUGGUGCUGCUGGACAAGCUGCUGACCAGACUCAGACAAAGAGGCAACCGAGUCCUGAUCUUCUCCCAGAUGGUCAGGAUGUUGGACAUUUUGGCUGAAUACCUCUCUAAAAAUCGCUACCCAUUCCAGCGGCUGGACGGUUCUAUAAAGGGAGAAAUUCGAAAGCAAGCACUUGACCACUUCAAUGCAGAAGGCUCAGAGGACUUCUGCUUCCUGUUGUCCACCAGAGCUGGAGGUUUAGGGAUAAACUUGGCCUCGGCAGACACCGUAGUCAUCUUUGACUCUGACUGGAACCCUCAGAACGACCUGCAGGCUCAAGCCAGGGCUCACAGGAUUGGGCAGAAGAAACAGGUGAAUAUUUACCGACUGGUCACCAAAGGGACAGUGGAGGAGGACAUCAUUGAGCGGGCAAAGAAGAAGAUGGUUUUGGACCAUCUCGUCAUUCAGAGAAUGGACACCACUGGUCGAACUGUACUGGACAGCAACUCGGGGACCACAAAUUCAAACCCAUUCAAUAAAGAAGAACUGACUGCCAUCCUCAAGUUUGGUGCCGAGGAGCUUUUCAAAGAGGCAGAAGGAGAGGAGUCUGAACCACAGGAGAUGGAUAUUGAGGAGAUCCUGAGGUUGGCUGAAACGAGAGAAAGUGACCAGGGAUCAAGCGCUACAGAUGAACUUCUGUCUCAGUUUAAGGUGGCCAAUUUCUCCAGCAUGGAAGAGACCACUCAAGAGUUUGUGGAUAGGCCCGUGCGGGAAUGGGAUGAUAUCAUCCCUGAAGAGCAGCGACGCCAAAUUGAGGAAGAGGAGAAGCAGCGGGAGAUGGAUGACAUCUUCAUGCUGCCCAGAAGCAGGAGCUCUAACAAGAGGGCUCCGGUCAAUGACAGUGACAGUGACGUUGGCUCUAAGCUGAAGAACCGCUCCUCAGGCUCAGAGAGCGAGACGGACGAUAGUGAUGACGACAAGAAGCCAAAGAGAAGAGGCAGACCCAGAGCCCGAAAAAACAACGUGGAAGGUUUCACGGAUGUAGAGAUCCGCAGGUUCAUUAAGGCAUACAAGAAAUUUGGAUCGCCACUCGACAGGUUGGAGGCCAUCGCCAGAGACUCUGAGCUGGUUGACAAAUCCAUAGCAGACCUGAAGAGACUCGGUGAACUGAUUCAUACGAGUUGUAUGACUGCAGUGCAGGAGCACGAGGAACACCUCAAAGAGAACCCAGUGGAAGCCAAAGGUCCUGGGAAACGGCGAGGAAUUAACAUCAAGAUCUCGGGAGUGCAGGUCAAUGCCAAGUCCAUCAUCCAGCACGAAGAAGAGUUUGAGCCCCUGCACAAAGUGGUGCCCUCCAAUCCUGCAGAGAGAAAUAAGUUCAAUCUGACAUGCAGGGUGAAGGUAGCUCACUUUGAUGUAGACUGGGAGCUGCAGGAUGACGUUCAGCUCUUGCUUGGUACCUAUGAGCACGGCUUUGGCAACUGGGAUCUGAUCAAGACGGAUCCUGACCUUAAACUUGCAGAUAAGAUUCUCCCAGUCGAUACGAGCAAGAAGCCUCAGGCCAAGCAGUUGCAGUCGAGAGCGGAGUAUCUUCUCAAGCUGCUGAAAAAAGAACAAGACAAUGUGGACCUGUCUAAAACAGGGGACGAGGUCAAAGUGAAGAAGAGGAAACCUCGGGCGAAAAAGGAGAACAAGAUUCUCAAGGACGAGCAGGGCAACGACAUCUCCUCCCCCCGCCUGUCCGACAACCCGUCAGAGGAGGGCGAGGUCAAGCAGGAUGAUGGAACGGAGAAGUCCCCCGCCAAGAAAAGACAAAAGAAAAAGGACAACAAAGAGAACAAAGAGAAACAGGGAACUCCUAAAAAGGAGAAGGACGGGGACAAAGAAAAAAAGGGUGCCAAGCCCAAAAAAGAAAAGGCUAAAGGAGCCAAAGGGAAAAAGACUCAAGGUCCGGUUCACAUUACUGCUGGGUCGGACCCCAUUCCCAUUGAAGGAAAUGAGGAUGAUGAGCUCGACCAGGAGACUUUCAGUGUUUGUAAGGAGCGCAUGAGGCCGGUGAAAAAGGCCCUGAAGCAGCUGGAUAAACCAGAUGAAGGUCUGUCUGACCAGGAGCAGCUCCAGCACACUCGCACAUGCCUACUGAAGAUCGGAGACCGAAUCACAGAGUGCCUUAAAGCCUACAAUGACCCCGAACAUGUCAAAAUCUGGCGGCGAAACCUCUGGAUAUUUGUGUCCAAGUUUACAGAGUUUGGUGCACGGAAGCUUCACAAGCUUUACAAAAUGGCUCAGAAGAAACGAUCGCACGAGGAAGAGAAGGAGCAGAAGAAGAAGGAGGAUUCUGGAGGGCGGUCGAAAAACUUCCGACCGGAGCCCUGUGGUUCCAGCCGAGACUCCACGGGUACUCAGUCGUCCUCCAAACCUGGAUCUCACUCGACUCAGCCAAGCCCCCACGGACACCACAGAGAGUCGUACAACUCUGCGAACAAGCGCCACUUUGGCAAUGACGAUAGAGGAGACUGGCAGAGAGACCGUAAAUACAAUUACCCAAGUAACAGCAACCAGUCAUGGCAGGGAGAGCGGCAUCACACGUAUGAUCGCUACAAGGAUCACUAUGGUGAUCGACGUCCACAUGGAGACUCGUACCGCAGCUCGGGCAGUUACCGCAACAACAGCCCCUCUCGAAAAAGGCCAUAUGAGCAGUACGGCAACGAUCGGGACCACAGGGGUCACAGACCCUAUUAUGACAGGCAUUCAGAUCCCAAAAGAAGACGUCCUGAUGAAUUCCGUCCCAACUACCACCAGGGAAGGGAAGGCCCUCCUCAGGACUUCAGGAGGAUGCCAGAGCACAGGUCAACAGGUCCACCUGGGUCGGAGCACUAUAGCGCGCCCUUCCACUCGGACAAACCCGCUCCGCAGCUGGACCCUCGCUCCCCGCAGACGCAGAAGUCUCCCCAGGACUCCCGCUCUUCACCAGAGCGGCCUGUAGAGCCGAAUGCCUCGGCAGAUUCAAACUGGAACAACAGGAAAACAUAAAAGUAUGCCAGUGCUGGCUAAGAAACUGAUCUGGGUGUUUUAUCCAGGGUCAAAGCCACACACAUGCUGCUGAUGGACAAGUCUGGACUCGCCAAUCAUAAGCUUACAGUUGGAAAGGGAAUCAACAUAUAUCCUCUUUACCAGCAAAACUAUUUUUGCUCUUUCCCCCCAAAUGACUGGCUGUGAAUGAUGUGUGCCCUGAAGGAUAGUAUGUUUUCUUUCCGUCAUCUUCAAGAUGAAAAGAGAAGUAACACAAGCAUCUUUACUUAAAUGAAUUGACUCAAGUCAGUCAACCGUGGUAAGACUGAGUGGAGUGCUUAUGGAUGCUUAGUCCCAUGGACUAUUUUCUAAGGAGAAUUUAGGAUACAUGAACUGCUGACUGAUCUCAAUCCUAAAAGUGCCUGAAGGCUUUGGCCUUUCUGAAUGGUAAAUGUAUGGGACUAUUCCCAAAGGAAGCAUGACGUGGACAUUCUUUUUUUUUUUUUCGUGUGUGUUAAGCUUUAAGUCUGGCAAAUUAUGUCAUAUGAAGAUUUCAGUACAGGAGAAUGUGUUCAUCAUCUGCACCUUGAAAAUGUUAAUCUUGAACAUGUAGCUGAACUGAAUCACCACGUGGGUUUUUUUUUUUUUUUUUUAGUAAAUUCGCAUUGCUCAUGUGUACAAAUACUCCUUAUUUCUGUAAUUGUGUCGCUAUAUAAAUCACUGCAAUCCUCUUGCUUUGUUCACUUUUACCACUUUCCCUCUUAGUGGGCCCAAUGAAAUGGAAGCUUUGUAAGCAGUAUUUAUUGCAACAUGUGCAAAGGCUCAUAACACUAUUACUUCGAACAAUCCUUUAUAACUGCCUUUCAGUAUUCUGAUGGUUAAGAAUGGUACUUCAGUGUAGUUUCAUCAUUUCAUCUCUCCACCUACAAGUAUGUAAGUACUCAAGUCUGAAAAUACUAUGUGAUAAAACAUUUUCUUUCCUUAUCUAUGGUUUGGCAAAGCUGUUGCUGGUAGGUUGUUAAAGGGUUAUCAGGAAGUUGCCGAUGACAUUGCAUUAUGUUUAUUACCUUUGGUCACUCUACCUGUGCCAAACUUGCUCUGGCCCUCCCAAUAGUUAUUUUUUUUACGCUUGUCCAUUUGUGCCUUAUUUAUGUGUGUAUUAUCAUACUGUAUAUUGUUCAUGGACGGUACUGGGGCCUAACAAAGGCAGGAUGUAGUAUUACAGUCUAAUUUUAAGGAAAUUGCUCUGAAUGAACUGGUUAAGGGAUCAUGUAUUCUGGUAAUCACUAUGUGGUUUCCAAAACAGCUGAGGGAAAAGCGUAAAGAAUUGAUGCGUGUUUCGUCCAGGGCACUUAGUCGACCUGUUGCGUUGAACAGCCAGCGCAUCUUUUCUUCCAACGUUAAACAAGCUACAGUUCCUGUACCAUAUGCUCUUUAGGAAAGUCUAAAUCAUUUAUAUUUGUGACAAAACCACUCUUCAUGAGAAAUGUGCUGUACAUAUGUUUGGACAUAUGUAAUAAACUUUGUUACACAAUGAAAA